AUGGUCUGUAUAUUCUUGCCGGAGUCACCGAGUUUUUUGGUAUCUAAAGGACGUUACGACGAAUGCAGGAAGGUUUUCCACUGGCUUAGAAGUGCUGAUGAAAACGAAGAACUCGAGAAGAUGAUCAAGAGUCACACGAUGGCCAAAACGACUAAGGAGGAUCACGAACGUCAAUUGUCAAAGUUGAUUUGGGAUAAAUCGUGUUCCUCAUGUCUGAGGGUCGUGACCACCAUCACUGACGCUCACACGUUCAAGGUAAUUACCUCACUUGAUGUCCUGAGACUUGUAGCAGCUCUGUUAUCAGUUUACAUAUUCAGCAGAAUGAAGAGACGGUCAGUGCUUCUAACAUUCGUUUCCUUGAAUAUUUUCGUAAAUCUAUGCGUAAGUUGUUACAUCUAUACUAGACGACGCGGUCUUCUUCCUUUCGAUCACAUGGCGAUAGGAAUAUUGUUGCUUCAUUGCCUUUACUUCGUUGUAGGAGCUGGAGUCAUGCCUUUAAUGGCCACAGUUUCUGGCGAAAUAUUUCCGUUGGCAGACAGGGGCUUCUGUUUGGUAGUGAACAAGAUGUUUAGUUCAUUAUUCAUGUUUGGGGACAUUAAAUCGGCUCCAUACUUAGUUUCGUUAAUGGGUGUGGAGGGAACGUUUUUUUUGUAUGCCUUAAUUCUUUUUUAUGGUCUAAUUGUUGCCUUCGUUAUGUUGCCGGAGACUAAAGAUAAAACACUCCAAGAGGUCGAAGAUGAGAUCAGGGGAUAUAGUAUUUACGGUGACAGCGAAGAAACAUUUGCGAUGAAGAGUAGCGAAGUGAACAGUGAUGAAAAUUAACUGUGAUAAUAUCAUAUUAUAAAUAUUUUUAUUGUAUAAUAUAAUCAUUUAUUUUUAUCUCCUAGAAUAAUUAAUAACGAUUAAACUGUAAUGUAGUAACAUUAUUAAUUAAAGAAAUAAAAUAUUUGUUACAUUAAA
Bombyx mori (domestic silkworm) is the source of this 960-nucleotide messenger RNA. RefSeq names its product facilitated trehalose transporter Tret1-like. The coding region runs from base 1 to 822 and encodes 273 amino acids. The transcript has 2 exons. The record is from RefSeq and is a predicted model, not a curated record. Gene Ontology annotation, cellular component: membrane. Gene Ontology annotation, biological process: transmembrane transport. NCBI's taxonomy places the organism in Eukaryota, Metazoa, Arthropoda, Insecta, Lepidoptera, Bombycidae. Gene Ontology annotation, molecular function: transmembrane transporter activity.